GUUAACGAUAGCUCACAGCCCCUAAAGUCGCCGUCAUUGCUUAAAGAAAUAAACACGAUAUCCGAUGGCCGAAUCACCUCCUCAGUCUCCAGGCUCAACAGCAGAAGAAAUGCGUGAACCUACCCCCGAUGCACCUGCCGCGGGAACCAAUCCCGAUUCCGCCGUGGCAAACACCACCGCCGGAGGAGACUCGGCAGCAGCCCCAACGGCUCUAACGAAGCCAAAGAAAAGCACCAAAAAGAAACGCCGUCCAGCCCGUCCGCAAGUUGACCCGUCAACCUUCAAAGGCGGCGAAAUCCCUGCUCAAACGGGUACGGUGUUCAAUAUUUGGUACAACAAAUGGUCUGGCGGCGAUCGCGAGGACAAGUACAUAUCCAAGAGCCACGCUGAGGGCCGCUGCAACAUUGCUCGCGACUCAGGAUACACAAAGGCCGAUAAAGUCCCUGGAAGCUACUUUUGUCUAUUCUUCGCGAGGGGAUUGUGCCCUAGGGGUGCCGAUUGUGAGUACCUUCAUCGAUUGCCGACGGUUACGGAUCUUUUCAACCCAAACGUGGACUGCUUUGGUCGGGACAAGCAUUCCGAUUACAGGGAUGACAUGGGUGGUGUAGGAAGCUUCAUGAGACAGAAUCAUACCCUUUACGUUGGUAGGAUUCACGUCAGUGAUGAGAUAGAGGAGAUUGUCGCAAGGCAUUUCGCAGAAUGGGGGCAAAUCGAGAGGAUUCGAGUGCUCAAUUCUCGUGGUGUUGGAUUCGUCACAUACUCCAACGAAGCAAACGCUCAAUUCGCGAAAGAAGCAAUGGCACAUCAGUCUUUGGACCAUAAUGAGAUCCUGAACGUUCGCUGGGCCACAACAGAUCCCAACCCUAUGGCGCAAGCACGUGAGAAGCGACGCAUAGAAGAACAGGCUGCUGCUGCUAUUCGGCAGGCUCUCCCCGAGGAGUUCGUUGCUGAGUUGGAGGGGAAGAAUAAGGAUGCUUCGAAAAAGAGAAGGAUCGAAGGUAGUUUUGGGCUGAAGGGAUAUGAGGUUCCGGAAGAAAUAUGGUAUGCUAGAGGGCCCAAUGCUGUUAACCCAGCUGGACGAGGGGUGGAAGGACAAGUCGAUGGGCUGAUGAUAGAGCGGGCGGUCGGGAGUAAUGGUGUCGGUGAUGAGGUAGCAGACAGACAAACAAAGGAGCAAGUGGGCAUAUUUUCCAGUCAAACUUUGGAGGCGUUACGAGGCUUAAAUAGGGGAUCGAAUGGGCCGCCAAGGGUCACAAUGAAGGGAUCAAAUGUUUCUGCAGGAUUGGCUCUAGCUGCUGACUAUGGCAGCGAUAGUGAUUAGAGAUUAGAGAGUAUGUGGAGAUUAUCGCUUGGUAGCCCUUUGCUGUAUCAUACAACACCCUGUUUUUUUUUUCAUUUUUU
Molecule: messenger RNA, 1401 nt
Organism: Tuber melanosporum (Perigord truffle)
Lineage: Eukaryota; Fungi; Ascomycota; Pezizomycetes; Pezizales; Tuberaceae
Exons: 2
Coding region: 65-1321 (418 amino acids)
Cellular component (GO): U2-type catalytic step 2 spliceosome; U2-type catalytic step 1 spliceosome; Prp19 complex
Molecular function (GO): U6 snRNA binding; pre-mRNA binding; metal ion binding
Source: RefSeq, a predicted model, not a curated record